Messenger RNA from Dioscorea cayenensis subsp. rotundata (Guinea yam), 1375 nucleotides. RefSeq names its product UDP-galactose/UDP-glucose transporter 7. The record is from RefSeq and is a predicted model, not a curated record. Gene Ontology annotation, cellular component: Golgi apparatus. NCBI's taxonomy places the organism in Eukaryota, Viridiplantae, Streptophyta, Magnoliopsida, Dioscoreales, Dioscoreaceae. The transcript is spliced from 7 exons. Bases 122 to 1093 code for a protein of 323 amino acids. Gene Ontology annotation, molecular function: antiporter activity; UDP-galactose transmembrane transporter activity; UDP-glucose transmembrane transporter activity.
UUGUUCACCACCUCGAUUAACCCUAACCCUAAUUCUCCCCAAAUUCUCCCAGAUCUCGAUGUAAUCGAUCUCAUUCGAUUCGUUUUACUUCAAUUCCCAUCGUUUUCGGAUCUUGAUCGCCAUGGAUAGCCCUCCGGAAGCUGGAUCCACCCCGUUCUUGAGUUUAUUCGCUGCGUUGUCGUAUGGAAUCGCAUCCAUGGCGAUGGUUUUCAUCAACAAGGCGGUUUUGAUGCAGUACUCCGAUUCCAUGACCCUCCUCACUCUUCAGCAACUGGCUACGAGUCUUUUGAUACAUUUUGGAAGAGUGAUGGGGCACAUGAAGUUUAAAACAGUGAAUUUUGCGACGGCGAAGAAGCUGUUGCCAGUGUCAGUGUUCUACAAUGCCAAUGUGGCAUUUGCUCUUGCGAGCUUGAAGGGUGUGAAUAUACCGAUGUAUAUUGCUAUUAAAAGGCUCACUCCUCUUGCUGUGUUGGUGGCCGGGUUCUUUUCGGGGAAGGGGAGGCCCCCAAUUCAAGUAUCUCUCUCUGUUGUUUUUACUGCUGUUGGAGUCAUUAUUGCUGCUUUGGGAGAUUUCUCCUUUGACCUCUUUGGCUACGGCAUGGCUCUCACGUCUGUAUUUUUCCAGACUAUGUAUUUGGUGUUGGUGGAAAAAUCAGGUGCAGAAGAUGGGCAUUCAUCAGUUGAGCUGAUGUUCUAUAAUGCGAUUUUGUCACUGCCUUUUUUGCUAUUCCUUAUCAUAGCAACAGGAGAAUUCCCUCAUUCUUUAUCGGUAUUGUAUGAGAAGGCACAUUCCUUACCGUUUCUGGUGAUUCUUAUUCUUUCAUUGGUGAUGGCCAUUGUCCUUAACUUCACCAUGUUUCUGUGCACCAUAGUUAACUCAGCUUUAACGACAACCAUUGUAGGAGUUCUCAAAGGAGUUGGAUCCACAACUCUUGGUUUUAUCUUCCUCGGUGGAGUGCAAAUACACGCCCUCAAUGUGACUGGAUUGGUCAUAAACACAGCAGGCGGUGUGUGGUAUUCAUUCGCCAAGUAUCAGCAGAAGAAGAGAAUGCCAAGGAAGGUAAUAUCCGACACGGAGUCUCACAACAAAUGAGACUGGAGAGAACCACAUUUUCGUGGUUGUGGCAUCGUCUUAGUAUAUGAUCUUUUAUUGAUUCUUCAAGUUUUUAAGACCAUAAGAGGCUACACAAACAAGAAUUCAUCACAGUUCACCAAGCGGACAGAUAAAAAGGUACACAUAGAAGACCCAAAGCUAUAUGUAAUUGAAAAUAAGAACACUUUUACCAGGCAACUAGUGUUUUACAUUCUUUGUCAUGAGCAUUUCAAGUGUAACUUUUCCAAACGGUAAUGAAAUAAGUUUUGAGAUUGUUUUCUA